Molecule: messenger RNA, 5425 nt
Organism: Acinonyx jubatus (cheetah)
Lineage: Eukaryota; Metazoa; Chordata; Mammalia; Carnivora; Felidae
Product: olfactory receptor 1D2
Exons: 3
Coding region: 1127-2068 (313 amino acids)
Biological process (GO): G protein-coupled receptor signaling pathway
Cellular component (GO): membrane
Molecular function (GO): G protein-coupled receptor activity; olfactory receptor activity
Source: RefSeq, a predicted model, not a curated record
CAGCUCUCUCCCCUGCUCAGUCUCUGCACACUGUCCUCCCCGGAGACUCUGAGCUUUUCUGGAUCCUCCCCAGCGACAGGAUCUGUCCUUCAUGACAAUGACCUGUAACUUCUCAAAGGUUACAAGUGCAGGGGCGCCUGGGUGGCUCAGUCGGUUGAGCGUCGGACUUCGGCUCAGGUCAUGAUCUUGCGGUCCGUGAGUUCGAGCCCCGCAUCGGGCUGUGUGCUGACAGCUGAGCCUGGAGCCUGCUUCAGAUUCUGUGUCUCCCUCUCUCUCUGCCCCUCCCUCGCUCAUACUCUGUCUCUCUCUGUCACACACACACACACACACACGCACACACACACACAAAUUACAAGUGCAUAUUGAGUUUCUAGCCUAUGACCACCACUUUUUGAGGCAACACAGUUGUGAGCAAGACAAACAAGGAAAUUUCAUAGAGAGAAAAAAAGACCAAGGAAAAGGAAACAUGUGAACAAUAUAAUGUCAGCGUGUAGUGAGUGCCAUGAAAUUAAUAAGCACUGCCACAGGAUGGAGAGAGCACUCAAUGGGGUGUGAGAGUGGCUUUUUAAAAGGAAGUUGUCAAGAAAGGACUCUGAGGAAAGAUUUUGAGCUGAGAUGUAAAAGUUGAGACUCAGUAAUUAAAUUGGAAUUCUAUUAUAUUUAGAUUUCAACUUGGGGAGGAUUAGAAUUUUUAUGUUAUUAAAUUCUUCCCAGCUAAGAACAUGGUACUUCUUUCCAUUUUUUUGUAUCUUGACUGAUCUUCUUCCAUCCAAGUUUCUAGGUUUCUUCCUAUAGGUCUUACACUUUCUUGUUGCACUUAGGAGUUUUGCUAUUGCCCCUGUGAAAUUUUCCCGUUUCUACUUCUAGCUUGUUUUUGCUAGCAUGGAGAAAAUCUGUCAUAUAGAUCUUUCAUCCAGCCUCCUUUAUAUCAUCUUUCUGUAUCCUCAGAUGUUCCCACCACCCGGGCGUUUGCUUCACACUCAGUAGUAUCUGUUCAUUGAAUGACUGCUGUCCAUUGGAACUGGCAAUGCCUGAAGGCAGACCUCCCCUUUGAAGGGGGAGGAAGAAGCUUUGCGCUUACCUAGGAGAUGAGGGGGUGCAACUUGAUGUAAUCGAAGUUGGGAAAAUGCAUGGAAGCAACCAGAGUGGAGUCUCCGAGUUCCUGCUCCUGGGGAUCUCGGAGAGUCCUGAGCAGCAGCGGAUCCUAUUCUGGAUGUUCCUGUCCAUGUACCUGGUCACAGUGGUGGGAAAUGUGCUCAUCAUCCUGGCCAUCAGCUUUGACCCCCACUUGCACACUCCCAUGUACUUCUUCCUGGCCAACCUCUCCUUCACCGACCUCUUCUUCGUCACCAACACAAUCCCCAAGAUGCUGGUGAGCCUUCAGUCUCAGAACAAAGCCAUCUCCUAUGCAGGGUGUCUGACGCAGCUCUACUUCCUCGUCUCCUUGGUGGCCCUGGACAACCUCAUCCUGGCCACAAUGGCAUAUGACCGCUAUGUGGCCAUCUGCCGCCCCCUCCAUUACACCACGGCCAUGAGCCCUGGACUCUGCAUUUUGCUCCUCACCUUGUGUUGGGCACUUUCUGUCCUCUAUGGCCUCACCCACACCCUCCUCAUGACCAGGGUGACCUUCUGUGGUUCCCGGGAGAUCCACUACAUCUUCUGUGAGAUGUAUGUCCUGCUGAGGCUCGCGUGUUCUAACACCCAAGUCAAUCACAUGGUGCUGAUUGCCACAGGCUGCUUUAUCUUCCUUACCCCCUUAGGAUUCGUGAUCAUGUCCUAUGUCCAGAUUGUCAGAACUAUUCUCCAAAUACCCUCAGUGACUGGGAAGUACAAAGCCUUCUCCACCUGUGCCUCACAUUUGGCUGUGGUCUCCCUCUUCUAUGGGACACUUGGUAUGGUAUAUCUGCAGCCCCUCCAAACUUACUCCAUGAAGGACUCAGUAGCCACAGUGAUGUAUGCUGUGGUGACCCCCAUGAUGAACCCUUUCAUCUACAGCCUGAGGAACAAGGACAUGCAUGGGGCUCUGGGAAGACUGCUCCUAGGGAAAGCCUUCCAGAGGUUGACAUGAGGUAAUUUGGGGCAUUGAAGUGGAGACUGGGAAUUUCCUCUACCAUGUGCAAAGCAUUAUCCUAUGGGGGACACAUAAGUGAGUGGGACAUAGCUCCAUCUCAGAAUAAGCUCAUAUAUCUGUGAUGAAGAAAAGACACCUACAUGUAACCCAGAGUUCCCCAGACCUCACCAGCCUUGGCAAUAAAUAAGGUUAUGCUAACAUGAAUACUAGAAUUUUGCAGGAUCCUGACCAUAGGAUCACAGGGCCACCCUCCCAGCCUUUCAAAAUAUGCCCAGUUAUGGCCUGGGGAGGGGUGGGUCUCUGGUUUUCUCUAGCACACAUCCACUCAUGGUUCUGAGCUCUGGCCCUCUCUAAGGGGCCUGAUGCCUAUAAGCCACUUGGAGAAGAAGACUUGUACCACUCUGUGGCAGAUGCACUGGGUAGGUUGUCCAUUUCCAGCUCUGCUGGCCAUAGCUCUUACUGCUUUAGCGCUAACCCAUAUUCUCUCUGGACACAGACCCUACUGUUCAGGCAAAGCUUGCAGACAAGUGCUUCUCCUCCGCUCUGGGUUGGUUUUCAUCUCUUGGGCUUCAAAGCAAGAGUUGACUGUGUUUCUCCUGCUUUCCUUUUCCCUGUGGGAAGACCUUAACCUUGGGCAGUCCAUCCUGUCCUUUGUUAUUGUGGCUCCUCACUCCAUUGCCUGUCCCAUCUCUCCUGCUUGCUACCACUCUAUCCUUCACUCAGAAUAAAGCUCCCCAGCUUAUCAACACAUGCAUGAACAGGAAUGGCGGUGGAGGCAGUAGAAGGCAGGAGGGAACUGUAAGACUCAAUCUCUACUUAGGCUCCAGCCAUGUAAAAUGCAAUGAAUGGAAACUGAGUAGCAACUGGUAAGUCACUGAACUGUGGCAGUUCCAAAGAAGGAGCAAUCCUUUGCAGAUGAAUCAGUGGAGCCAGAUCAGAUUUUGACAGAUGAGGAAAUGAAUUGAUUUGAGGUUCAAUUCAUUUAACUGAUAAUGAUUGAGUGCCUCUUAGGGGACUCAAACUGGGUUACAAACAUGAACCAGGAGUUCACAACAGACGGGAAGAAGAAUAUUUUAAUGCGAUGGCUGAUGGCAGUGGUCAUGCUCUGCGUAGGAGGGUUGAGGGGCACGGAGGAUGAAAGCCUAGCUUGGCUUGUUAGGGAGGAGGAUUCAGGGAAGGCUUCCUUAGGGGGUUGACAGCUGGCCUGAGACUUAAGUAAUGCCAUGUUAAGAGCUACCCAGGGAAAGCGGGACAAAGUAAGAUCAUUGUGACAGAGGAGGGGAAUGGUGUGGACGGGAGUCUUGCUAUCUGCUCAGCCAGCCAGCACUCUCGUCCCAGCCUUACCUAUACCUGUGUGGUCAUGGAAGUCACCUCACCUGGCUAAGCCUUGUGUUCUCAUCUUUUUGUUGAGUACGACAGCAUCAUGUCACUCAGAGGGUAGCCGUGAGGAAAAUGAGAUAAUGUGCAAAAGCCCUUAGAGGAAUGCCUGGCCCAUAGCCAGUGCAGUUGUUAUUAAGCAAGAACAGGUGGACAAAGACAGAGAGGCAGGAAACAGCCUGACAGGUGAGGGGAACGUCCUAGCCGAGUGUCCCGGGUGAACAAGCAGCCGCCAGUGGGAGGGACUUCAGAUGGCCUCAAAUGCCUUGUAGAGGAGCUUGAAAUGAGUCUGCAGACAAUGAGGUACCAUGGGAUGUUUGUUAGUUUUAACUUUUAUUGUUUUUAUUAAACCAACAAUGUACACUUCUGGCAGAAAUAUUAAAAUCAAAAUAAACCCCAAAUAAUUACCUGUAUUUCUACUGCCCCAAACAGCUAUUUGGUAUAAAUUCAAUUUGGUAUAAAUUCUAAACUUUGACCUCUGGUAAUUAUACAUAAUCAUAUUUUUUUCCGAAUAAAUUCAAAUUGUCUUGAAACUUGCUUUUUCACUUAAUAAUACAUUUCUAUGUCAGUAAAUAUUCAGCUGCAUUACCACUUACUGCCUAUGCAGCCUUUCAGUGGGUGAUUUAAUGAAGACAGCAGAAUUCAUUUAACACUGUUGUUCAAUAUUUAGUUGCUUUCAUUUCUCCUCUUGUUUGCAACAUGGCAGUAAGUGUCUCGUCUGUACCUCUUUGUUCCCUUCUCUGAUUGUUUCCUUAGGGGAAAUUGGUGAAACGGAAUUGCCAGGGCCAAAUGCUUUAUUGUUCAGAGUCUUUGACAUAUUUCCUGAAUCACCUUCCACAAAAGUCAUAAUGACCUGGACUUUCACAAAGAGGGGUCACAAGGUCUUGUUUCUAUUUUGUUUGUAUUUAUGGGCCUUGUGGGAUCUGGGAAGGAGAGGAAGCGCCUGAACUUUUAAGUACAACCUGCAAAAGCAAAAGCAACAUUGUGCUCCUUUGGCAACAUUGUUCUACAAAAGUGGACAAGGUUCCUGGUGAGUUCAGCUUCUGACCUGUCACUGUCAGCCAAGCUGUGCCCGUGAGAAAAAAAAGCCUCUCUGCCUUUUGACCAUCUGACAAUCCAGGGGAAGGCACUGGAAGGCAGGCACUGGCCACAAGCAGGCUGCUGCAGUGGGUGCAUCACUCCCUCCCUGCCUGGUAGGAUGGUGUCCCUCAGGAGCCAAAGUUCUUGUCCACAACAAAUCACUUUUUUCUUGAUCAUCUGGAAGGGAUGACAUCCAGACCAUAGGAGUAUCUGCCUUGGACACAUUUAGCAGGAGGGGGAGGGGCAGCUGGUGCUUCUGUUUUCUUCUUUGCCUCUUCACCCCAAUAAAAAUAUCUUUGAUUUAAAAUCCUGAGCGUUAAGAGUGCUUACUUUGGCCUUUUGAGCUGUGGCCGAUUGUGAGAAGCUAUUAGUACCACAGGACCUGUAGGCAUUUUCCCCAGAGUCUAGUUAAAAGGCCUGGGACGUAAACUCUGAUUAUACAGAAGUUCCCCUUCAGUGUGGUUUUGCUUUCUGUGGUUCCUGGUACCCACGGUCGAAGCAGAUGAUACUCCUCCUGACCUCAAAAGGUCAAUAGUCUCCUAAUACUAGGUCACAAUGUCUAUGUCGUUCACCUCACUUCAUUUCAUCGCGUAGGCGUUUUAUCAUCUCACAUCAUGGGGGGGGCAGAGUACAGUUCAAUAAGAUACUUUGAGCGAAAGACCACAUUCACAUAAUUUUUGUCACGGUUUAUCAUUAUAAUUGCCCUAUUUUAUUAUUAUUUAUUAUAAUUGUCUUAUUUAUUAUUGUUGUUAAUCUCUUACUGUACUUAAUUUAUGAAUUACACGUUAUCAUAGGUAUGUAUGUGUAGGGGAAAAACAGGGUAUACAGAAGGUUCAGUACUGAUGAAAUUAUGAAGUGGGCUUUGUGAGUAAAUGCUAAGAAAGAAUUCUUGAGACG